This is a messenger RNA of Blumeria graminis f. sp. triticale, 906 nucleotides long. The record is from the annotation of a GenBank genome assembly. Lineage: Eukaryota; Fungi; Ascomycota; Leotiomycetes; Helotiales; Erysiphaceae.
AUGGGCUUCAUAUUUGCCUUCUUAUCAACUGUCACGAAGCAUUUGGCAAUUAUCAAUCUGGGAUCACAAAAUGUCAUGUAUAACACCUACCAGUCAAACCUCCAUUUUCCAACAGUAAAAUCGAAUCACGAAAUCUACUUUCUCGAAACUGAGGUGCUCAAUCAAAAUACAAGAGCUGCUGCGUACUUCUCUCCCCAGCUAUCAAGUGUGCAAAUUUUGGAUGAAAUAAAGUCAUCGUUGCUUGACUCUACGAAAAUCUCCAAAUUAGUAUCAUUUGGUCGUGACAAGCCUGAGAAAAACUGUUUAGCAAAAAUCACAAGUCUAUCUCAGAGAAGUACAAACAAGCUUUCUAUAAUCCUUGGCACAAAUGAUAGAGAUCAAGUAUGCACAAGUCGUAUCAUAGUUGGCCUAGCAUUUAUCCAAACUAUUCAAAUUCUUGGAGAUUAUAACUGCUUUGCUCCGCAACCUAGCCACAAUAUUAUUAACAUUGAUGCCGAUAUUCCCUUGCAAAUAGAAGAUGUUGUGGACAAAAACGAUGUGGUAGCAGGUACAAAUACCGGUAGUAAAACAACGGUUCUUUUAUGGUAUCAAAAACAUCUACAUUUAUUCGAACGCGACAGUAAUUACGACAUGACAUGGGUUCCAGUAACUAAAAUUGGACAUGAGACAACUAAUGGUAAUGUAAUUCUUGAAUUCAUAAGACCUCAAAUUUUUCGCGCCUUACUUCAAGCCAGCAAGAUAAAAAAUAUUGAACUCUAUGAUAUUAUUUUAAACAGUUUACAGCAAUCAGAAGAAACAAGUGACCUGUCAGUUGCAAAUAGAGUCAAAAAUAAUCAUGAAUAUAAAGAUAACAGCUUCAUCGAUGGAACAUUACUGAAGACUCUGUUAAAAGGUCCAUUGUGCUAA